GAAUUAAAAAUGGGCCACAAUACGAAUUCACGAGCAACAAAAGGCGAAUUUUUGCACAAACUAUACAAUAACAAAUGUGAAAACACGCAUAAAAUACGCCACAGAAUCAAAAUAAAAGAAAACUGAACGAAAUCACAAUGACACUGACCGGCGCGAGAUCACCGAGAUUAAGACGGCGUCGCGGAUAGGUGUCGCUUCGUUCGCUCGCCAUUAGCUGAACGUAGCAGCGUAAAUUGGACCAGCAAACGCCAUUAGUUGAGGCUUGUAAGUGCGUGUAAGCGGAGCGGUCCGAGGAACACUUUUCGAACUAAAAUUGCAAAUACCCGAAAAAUAUUCACAAAACACUUUGCUAUUGCCUAAAUUGCAAAGAGGUCAAUGCGCCGCGCUUGAAAUUCGUUAGUGUAGCACUACUCUAUAAUACGUGUUUGAGUGAGUGUGGGUGGUGAGAUGUUGAAAUUGAGCAUAAUUUGCACAUUGUUCGCGUCCAUUAUUUGGCGCACCACGCCGACCAAUUGUAGCCGUCCCCACGGUCACGGCGGCAAUGUGAAUCAAAUUUUGGCAACGAAUAUAAAAAAUUACAUGGACACAACGGCGCGGCCAUGCGAAAACUUCUAUCAGUACGCUUGUGGCCACUGGCCGCAGCAGCAUAUCGAGCAAUUGGAUUUCGGCGAUACGCUUGGCCUGCUGGAUUAUGAGCUCAACCGCAAGUUGGAGCAUUUGCUGCGGCGCCAGCUCAACGCCAGUGCCAGCAAUGCGGUUAACAGCACAACUACGGCGGCAAUACCAACAUCAUCCGGCGACAGCUUAACUGCUGUCGUCACGAAUUUUGUCACAGCCGCGGCGGCAUUGGAUGGUCCCUACGCUAUGGUGGGCGAUCUGGUCGUGGAGCCACAACCAGCAGCGUCCAGCACUACGGCUGCCACAUCGACAGCGUCCACAUACCUGCUGGAGGAUUCGGUUGGUGAACCGCUGAUUUACGAGAAGGCACGCAUCUACUAUCGCUCCUGCAAGAAAGUGAAGCCUUAUAAUUUAAAGAAAUAUUUACAACUCAUACAGCCGGGUUUUGGAGCGCACUGGUGCAUUUUGGCACGCAACGGUGGCAAGAAAUGGCAUGCGGAGCACUUUGACUGGCUGUCAGCGAUUGCCAAGCUGCGUUUGUAUGGGCUGAAUGGUGUGCUCUUGAAGGAGGAAGUGCUGCCGCGUUGGGAUGAGUCGAGCAGUAAUAGCAUUUACCUGGACAAGCCGAAUUUGGCUGAGACAGAGCCCAGCGAGGAGGGCAUAAUGAUAGAGCUGCUCUUGGAUAUUGGCCAAACGAAGCGCGCGGCGAACGAGGUAGCGCGUGAGGUACACACUUUCUCUUUGCGUCUACACAAACUGCAUGAAAUUGAGGACGAAGAAGGCGCCAAAGAAAUGCAGCUCGGCUAUUUGCAGGAGUAUGUGCAGGAAAUAAAUUGGCUUGAACUGCUAAAACAGCUGAAGGGUGUCUCCACUAACUUUGAAACUACUGUCAUCAUACAAAAUAUACCCUAUAUGCGCGCCUUGGUGCGUCUACUCGCCGAUACGCCCAAGGAGACGCAGUGCAACUACAUUAUGUUGAAGUUUUUGCUCUACCUGAAACAGCGUGGACCGGCGGAGAUUUCUAAAAACGAAUGCAUUUCGAGUUUGCGACGCGCCAUGCCUUUGGCUAUGAGCUAUAUUAUAGGUCGUCAUUACUACAAGGAUCCGACACAGACAGACGAAAAUGUGCAAGAAAUAUUUGCACGACUACAGCAAAAGUUCUAUGAGAUCAUCAGCGAUAAUCGGCUGCAGCUGCAACGCCCCAUUGUAGAUUCGCUACUGCAGAAGAUCAACAGCAUGCGCCUGCAGAUAGGCAAUUCCCCACGUAAGGCCACGCCUGAAUAUUACGAUGAGUACUAUGAACGUGUCGAACUCGAUCCGAAUAAUUUCUAUGUCAAUCAGCUGAGUUUACUGCGUUUGGCUGUCGAAAAGAGCCACGAGAGUUUGGAUUCUAUGGUCGCCAGCAAUUUCAGUACACCCGAAAAUGAUUCGUAUGUGCUACCCGAUUGGGCAGGCAGCUCUUCAUCGCCAUUCUAUGUGAAGCCAAAGAACUUAAUUAUCGUGCCUUAUGGCUACUUGCAAAUGCCCAUAUAUCAUCGCAGCUUGCGCGACAUCUUCAAAUAUUCGCUGCUCGGUUUCAGCAUUGCACACGAGUUGCUACAUGGCUUUGACUCAGUGGGCAUUGACUACGAUAGCAUCGGCAACAUAAUGGGACCAAGCGAGGAGAUUGCGGCUAAUCAGCGUUUCAUGCAGGGACUACGUUGCAUGCAGAACGAGCUGGCCACCGGCUCGCGUAGUCUUAAUGAGAAACUUGCCGAUUAUGAAGGCUUCCGUUUAGCCUACGACACCUACUUUAGUGGCAAUAAGACACAACGAUCGGCUGGCAUGCUUAGCAAGCUGUUACCGGAAUUCACGGACAAACAACUAUUCUUCGUCAACUUCGCGCAGUUCUUUUGCAGCAAGGUGCAACGCAGUCUCAGACAGACCGCCUAUUUGGAACAUGCAAUCGAUGAGUUGCGCGUGCUGCAGACAUUAGCUAACUUUGAGGAAUUCUCACGCGAAUUCGGUUGCGAGCGACGUGCGAAAAUGCAGUCGAAACAUCGAUGUAGACUUUGGUGAAGCAGUUAGAGAGGAAGGCUAAUGAAACUGUUGCAACAAAUAUAGCAAAGGGUAAUCUAAAAUUGAUAAGCUUAGAUGUUUUGAUCGAAAGAGCACAAUAAACAUAAAUAAAUGUAAUUAAAGAGUA
Molecule: messenger RNA, 2803 nt
Organism: Bactrocera oleae (olive fruit fly)
Lineage: Eukaryota; Metazoa; Arthropoda; Insecta; Diptera; Tephritidae
Product: neprilysin-4
Biological process (GO): protein processing
Cellular component (GO): plasma membrane
Molecular function (GO): metalloendopeptidase activity
Source: RefSeq, a predicted model, not a curated record